Messenger RNA from Durusdinium trenchii, 3073 nucleotides. NCBI's taxonomy places the organism in Eukaryota, Dinophyceae, Suessiales, Symbiodiniaceae. The record is from the annotation of a GenBank genome assembly.
GUCGCUUUUUCAAGUUCGUCCUCCAUGGCUCCAACCUCAUCCGAGUCCUUCCAGUGGAAACCAUGUCCGACCCUGGUUUGGUGGAUCUGAGGCAGCUUUCUGGUGGCGAACUGGCUGAUCAGCAAUCUCGCAUAUAGCAACUUCUUUCUGCAGCCCCGUGGGCCGGAUGAGACGACGCGAUGGCAGGGCUAUGGCUUCGACUUUGUGCACAACUUGUUGCACAUGACCGGCGAGAAGGUCCUGCAACCGUUUCAUGAUCCCGACCGACGCUUGGUGGCGCUCUUCAAUGGAGAGAUUUACAACUGGGAGGAGCUCGGCUCGGAGCUCGGCUCAUCCUUUCGCAGUGAUGGGGAGGUCAUUUUGAGCGAGUACCAACGGCACGGCGGCAGCUUCGUGCGGCGCUUGGAUGGCGAAUUCGCCUUGGCGCUCUUCGACUUCCAACGCCGGGAGCUGAUCUUGGCGCGGGACCCCUUCGGCACGAAGCCCCUUUGGUUCGCUUCCUCCGCCGCUCUGGGGCGCUUUGCCUGCGCCUCCUACCGCUCCGCGCUGGAGCGCUUGGGCUUUGAAGAACAGGAUAUCCAUCAAGUCGAGCCCAACACCGCCCUUCACCUGCGCCUGCCUUCGACCGAAGCCGGCGAAGCCGAAGCUCCCGUGGUGAUCCAUCAGGCUGCAGUCUUCGAGUUUGACAUGAGACAGCACAAGGCAGACACGAAGGACUGGCAGAAGCUCUUUCUCAAGGCCAUCCAGAAGCGCGCCGGCUCCACACGCUUUGCGCCCGGCCGCGCCGUGCCGGCCAUGUGCUUGAGCGACGGCUAUGACAGCGGCUCCAUCGCAGUGGCGCUGGGCGAGCUGGGCAUCGCGCCGGCGAUGUACACGGUGCAAGCACGGGAGGACGUGCGAGUGCUGCUGGCACGCUUGGAAGCGAUGCGUGUGCGGCACAUGAACGCCUCGUGGAAGCUCACGCAGCUCUCGCAGGAGGAGUUUCAGCGUGAAAAGACCUUCCUUCGUGAAAACGCUGAGAAGGUCUUCUACAAGCUGCGGCCUGGUUAUGCCAAUGUGGACGACAAGGCGGCCGCGGGACUCUCCUGGAUCUAUCGCCAGGCGGCCCACUUUGGGCAGCGGCUCUUCCUCAGCGGCAGCGGAGCGGACGAAGUCAUCAGCGACUACGGCGCGUAUGGCGCCCCCUUGGAGUUCCACAGCACGCUGAUGGGCCACUUUCCAGAGAACCUGUCGACAGCCUUUCCCUGGUUGAACUUCUACCUGGGAACGCAGCAGGACUACUUGGCGAAGGAAGAGAGCACUGCUGGGGCACAUGGAGUGGAGACCAGAUAUCCCUUUCUGGAUCGAUCUCUAGUUCAGGAGUUCCUUUGGCUCAGCAAUGAUGCCAAGAACUCUCUCUACAAAGCACCCAUCCAUGAGUUCUUGGCCUCCGAGCAGUUUCCCUUCGUCCCGGGCGUGAAGCGCGGCUUCUCCGCCGACCGGAACCUCGCGGGAAGCUCCGAAGGGCACGACGACGCCGGCGCCGCGCGCGCGCGGCUGUGGGCACGUGCUCGGGCACGCGAGCGUGGAGACGGAGGCGAAGUGGAGACGGCGACGGUGGCUGCGUGUAGCCACCAGUGUGAGGAAGAGGGCUCCUUUAGCUUGGAGGAAUUGAUGGAGGUGGUGGAGCUGGAGAGUGUGAGGAUCAAGGACCUCUCCGAAGCCUUGCCGGCGCUACAACGUGCCCGUGCACGGCGCGCGCAGCAAGCACUGCGGCCGCCGUUGUCGUUGGCCGCAGCCAACGGCGUGGAACCGACGCCGGGGGUGGUGAUUCUCACGUCGUGCAUGGAGGAGCACUACUUCUUGACCUAUUGUGGCCCCUUAUUCUCCAGCAUUGGAGAGGCAUUUCAUUCACCCAGCGAUGAGUCCAGACCACGCGUUCCGGUGGUGAAGGUCAUGGUGGCCACUGCAGGACUGGCUGCGGCGACCCUGGAGGCGGUAAGCCGAGUGAUGCCCUGGGUGGAGUUCGCACCCUUUCAGGAACAUGAGGAGCAGCUGAGUUCCCACGAGGACCCCACGGAAGGAGAGAAUUAUCGGCGCUUGACCUAUCAGUCACUGAAGCUUCAGCAGUACCUCUUGCUCUGGCAGACCCGCAUCCUUCCACUGAAAGAGGUGGCCUUCGUGCUGUGCAUGGACUCGGACAUGGUCGUGGCCAAGCCUUUCAUGCACGUCUUCGAGCUCUUGCAGCAGCGGCAAGUGGACAUCGCCUUCAGUUACUACGACGGCACCCGGGAGGUGCCCUGGGGCUCCACUGAGGAGCUGGCGUUCACCAAGAAGAAAGGCUACGUGCGCCUGCAGGGUGGCCUCCUCAUCAUGCGAAAUAGCCUGGAUGCGUUGCAAUGGUUUGCCACAUGGAAGAGCCUGACAGAAGUGACGCUCUUCCACAACGAGAACGAGAACGAUCUAGGUCAGCGAUGGCGAGAUUUGCUGGAAGAAUUCAAAGGCCCUUCCCAAGCAGCGCUGGCUUUUCUGUUGACACAGGGCGAGGUAGAGAAGGUCAUGAAGGAUGCAGCGACCUGCUGCAGCUCCUUGCGAAGCAUCGAGUUGGAAUCCCUGCGACCCGGGGGCGAGAACUUUCGCGUGACGAUGAUGGGUCUUCCAACUCAGUACCUGAACGACGCGGAGUCGACCGCGGACGGACUCUUGCCCCAGACGGCGCACAUCGUCCAUCUCAAAGGCACUUGGUGGCGCAAUGUUUUGCCUGAAGGCCGCCGAGAGAUCACGACGCCGACGCGGUCGUUUGCGUGGAAUUGGCAAGCCUUCGAGCUGUGGCAUCAUCACUAUGUCCAUUUCCUCCGGCUCCUUCGAGAUGGUGGCUUCGAGGUCCACUGAUCCCUGGAGCGAGUUCCGCCACGGUGCGGAACGAAGAACGAAGAACGCGGAAGGAGCGCGGCAGUGAAGUGUUCCGCUGCACGUGAAGAAGCUGAAGAAGAUCCUGUGCGACUGCAGAUCCUGCGGAAGCUGGAGAUGGCGGGGCAAUGACCGCCAAAAGGACGGUGGCAGACGGGCAGAUGGCAGGGUGCACGAUGCUUGG